Molecule: messenger RNA, 1997 nt
Organism: Mustela erminea (ermine)
Lineage: Eukaryota; Metazoa; Chordata; Mammalia; Carnivora; Mustelidae
Gene: GLT1D1
Product: glycosyltransferase 1 domain containing 1
Exons: 10
Coding region: 498-1676 (392 amino acids)
Molecular function (GO): glycosyltransferase activity
Source: RefSeq, a predicted model, not a curated record
GGGAGCCACCUCAAUAACAUACUUUCUUUGCUCUGGCAUCUUUUGUGUGAAGGCCCUUCCUCUACCUCCCCGCUCUCCUGCCAACCGUUUCCAGUUUAGUGCUGCUCCACUGGAGUCAACUUGGGCUCAGACAAGCUUAGGAAUCUUCAAAGGCCCCUGUGUAUCUUUUCGCACAUGUGGAGUGGACAGCUCCUCCUCCGAUCUAGCUUGUGCAUUGUGGAAAUGCUGACUUAAGUUGGACACAUCGCUGGUUUUUCAAGACCCUGGUCCUGAUACCUGGGGGGCAGACUGACCACCCUGGUGUGAAUGGAAGGCCAUUGGUGGUUCCCGAGGGGGCCUCUGCAGUCACCCUUGCUGCUGGUCCCUGUGGGAGGGGACCCAAAUUACCUUUGGCGCUAGUCCCCGCGGGAGCGGAGCUACGGCCUGGUCCCCAUGGGAGUGGACCCACCCUCUCCCUUGGAGCCUUGAGAGUCCACCAGUGAUCUCUUCUGGCUCCCAUGGGCGGGAACCCUGGUGCUGAUCCCGUGGGAGCUGUCUCGCGUCUCGUCCUGCCCCCAGCUCCCCGCGCGCCGGAACCCCGUUCCAGAACCGGCGAGUGCGGGCGCGGCCUUGGGAGCGGCGGGCGGGACCGACCCAGUGCCACCGCCCGCCGCCGCCCAGGCUCCCGCCCCGUCCCCUUCUCGGGCUCCUCCGUGUCCCCGCCCCUCCCCCUCGGUCCGCGCUCCCGCCCCCGGGCCUGGUCGGCGGCGGCCGCGGGCGGUCCAUGGCUGGGCCCUGGCGGGGACAGCGGCGGCAUGCGGCUCCUGUUCCUGGCGGUGCUGCGGAGGCACACAGGCAACGCCGUCACGGCGGAGCGCAUCCGGGACCAUCUGGAAGCUGCUGGCCACGUAUGUCUUCUGAAAGAUGCCUGUGACCUGGAAAGCCCAUCUGAAAUUGCCCACCUCAUCGAGGCCGAGAACUUGGAGGCAGCACUGGCUCUUCAUCUGUACAGAGGAGGCCGACUCCUGCGAGGUCAUGGAAUCCCAUUUGGAAUCAUCUUUGGUGGAACUGAUUUAAAUGAAGAUGUUAACCACAGAGAAAAAAACGAAGUGAUGGGAAAGGUCCUCGAAGAAGCCAGUGUGCACAUGUACUCGUCAAAAUUCUUUUGGAAAUUAAAAUGCAGAAAGCAAGACAGAGUUCACAGGCUGUCGCAUGUGCCGUUGGCGGCCCAGCCGCAUGCCAGGGGGAAGAUCUACGUCCAGAGUCAAGGAGUCGUGACUGUACCAAACGCUGCCUUCAGCUGGGACACCUUCCUCCGCCGCUCAGGGAUUAACCAAAGUGCUGAUAACUUACACAUCUUUCUCCUGGUGUGUGGCCUUAGACAAGUUAAGGACCCUCUUUACUUGGUGGAUGUGUUCUCAGAAUGGCAUCGUGAAGAGCCUAACGUCUACAUGGUGAUCGCAGGCCCCGCACUCACCGAUUGCUACAGCGGGAGGUUUCCACGGGGAUGCGGCAGUCCGAGUUGGUGCGUGGGGCGCGCAGGGUACGUGGCCCCCGUACCUGAAACUCCUUUACGCUGCACAGCAGCAAACCACACAGAGCCGUCCCUUCGCCGAGCACAGGGAUAUCCCACUUCUCCUGGAGGCGCCCCCAAGGCGUCGUCCCCCCAAGGGACCUCGGACAGUCCCAGGCACUGAACCACUGGGACCCAUUCAAGCCUCCCCACCCUCCUGAGGCCCUGUGACAACUGCCACUCUGCAGCCAAGGAAACUGAAGCCCAGAGAGGUCGCCGAUGCAGGCGCGGCCGGGAGCCCGUGAGCAGACGGGGGGACCGGAGCGCAUGAGCCCCACACGGCCCGCGCCGCCUGUCCUGGCCCUCACGGGUCUACGGAUGGGUCGCUUCAAACCCCGAGCCUCGCUGCAAGGGGCAGGAAUCCCCGGUGUCCCAGAGCCCCCGACACGCUGCCUUCAGCCUCCGCGUUAGUUCACCACGUCAGCCGGCAGGGACGAGCGCGGGC